Lodderomyces beijingensis is the source of this 813-nucleotide messenger RNA. NCBI's taxonomy places the organism in Eukaryota, Fungi, Ascomycota, Pichiomycetes, Serinales, Debaryomycetaceae. The record is from the annotation of a GenBank genome assembly.
AUGAGCCAUUUUCCAGAGUAUGCUCCAACCGCGGCAACAUCAUUCACAGUGUCAACCAACUCGGCGCAAUAUAACCGAGAAGUAACGAAAUCAUCGCUAAUAAAAUCAACAUUGCACAAGUCAACUUACGACUCACUCGCUGAAAUAUGCUCGAUCAUAUCUCUGCUAGAGAUGUUUGAGAAUGCAUUCAUCAAGGACUUUGUUACCGACCGAGAAAAGUUUACUUCGACUACGUAUCGACUAAUUUCGCAAUACCAAAUCAUAAUCAAGACAUUUGAUCAACCUAAAAUCAACUUGCUACAAUCUGUGCUACUACCGGACUUGAAACUGGACAUGUCCAACUUCUUGGAGUUGUUAAUGGCGAAGUUUGGAUUGAAUUGCCCUCAAGCCAUGGCUAGACUAAAAAGUGGUGUACCGUCCACAGUUGAGCGUGCUAGUGAAAUUCAACUUGAAAGUGGGAGUGCAAAUGGAAAUGAAAGCGGGAAUGGAAACAGUAACAACAACAACAACAACAACGCAAGCGCAAAUGCAAGAUUAAUUGCUGAGAUUACUGGUAAUUUCAUCACUCUAAUGGAUGCUGUCAAGUUGAACUAUCGAGCUAGAGACCAAUUGCAUCCGCUAUUGUCUGAUCUCGUGGUAAACUUGAAUGAAUUUAGUGAAAAUAUCGAGUUCCAAGGCAAGUCGAAGUUGGUCAAUUGGCUAAUCAAGAUUAACAACUUGGAGAAAGAGUUGGGACAGGAAGAUGCCGAUACAUUCUUGGAUGAUUUGGACUUGGCUUACAAAGGGUUCUAUUCAUCAUUGGACAAACAAUGA